AUGGCAUCGCGGAUCGCGACGGCGGAAAGAGCGCGGAUAACAGAUUGUCCCGUUCGGUUCGGUUCGGUUCGAUUCGAUUCGAUUUUCUCUUGCUUUUUUAUUCCCCUCUCGAAGAAUCUUGGCGCGGCAAAGGACGAACGACGCAGCGCGUAUUUAGCGGACGGAAUCGCAGACGUGACGACGAAGGUCGCCAGUAGACACGUGGCACGCGCUACGUAUCUAUUUGGUCGUGUAUGGUCGUGUAUUGAUUCACCACGCGCGUCCUCUGAACCUACAUACCGCCAUGUUGGAUACCGAACCGAUGAUAAAUUCAAUCCGCCUCUCCGCACUAAUUUCGCAGAUCUUCACCGUGCUGAUCCGUGUGCUCAAAUAGCAGUGGACUUACGACUCGAGACGGCAGAGAUAUGGUGCCAGCCACAGGGGCAGGCACGCGGGCCCUGGAUCAGGGGUGUUCCGCUACCCCUGCCGGUCUGGGCCCAUUACGAGUCACCAGCCCUGACCGUUUCCACGGUCGAACAGUAUGAGGAAUUAGCGGGCAGCGUUGAACUUGAAACACAACGCUUAUUGCGUGAGCAUCGCUAUGAUACUAUUGGUAAUUUCCUCAGGUUCUAUAAGGACUAUACUGCAAGCGGAGAGAAAACACUGGAUCGAUUUUACCGAAAAUAUCAGCCUCUAAUAACACAUGGACACCAUACUUGCGUCGGUCUUGGAUUUGAAUUAUUACAUCGAUUAACAGAUUUGAACAAACGAUUCCCAGGAAUAGCGAGUGGCCUCUACUUAGUAUCUUGUGAAGAAACGAUUGGUGAUAUCGCCGGUUAUGUCGGCGGCCCACCAGCGGCAGAUAGCGGCGAAAAGGAGCAUGUAUUAGUGUGCCUGAAAAUCGAGAUUAGCGGCCGUCGCGGCGUCAUGCUGCUCGAUCCCGGUUACCAUGUUGCGCGCGUUAUCACUGUGAUGGCCGAUAAGUUAUACCCUCAUACAGGCUGGUUCACGCAAUCCGAUGAACCGAAUUGCAAGAAAGAGUACAACUAUUGUCUAUGCGCUGAUGAUCCUGAUUAUGUCGAAUGGCAUGAAAGAAAAAUUCAACCUGGUGCCUUGGAGAGAAUGCAAGUCGCUCUCAUUUAUGUGGCAAGGCCAUAUUUAACUGCCAUUGACGUUACAGAGCGUAGAAACUUGGUUUAUAAUCGCAGAAGUCUCCUUGCCAGAGAUACUAAGGGUCAUGUUACUGCCGGCAUAUACUUCUCUGUUAUACUAGACAUGAACGACGCACAGACCUUCACAAUUUUCUAUCAGACUGGUAAUGGGAAGAAGCGAGUCAAGAUGGCAUUUAAUAAAUUUUGCGAUUCAUAUAAGAUAAGUUCUAACGCCGAGGAAAUGGAGAUAUUAGCGGAAUGUGCACGACAACUUAACAUUUCGCAAGAUGCUUUGAAGGACAUACUCUUUGCUCUAGCUUCAAUCAUGAGCGAUUCGUCAUUUGUGGCGCAACUAUUGGCUAUUAAUGCGAGAAUCAACACUUUAGCAGAAGCAAAUUAACAGAAAAAGGUUACUCUACCCAAUAUAGCGUCACAACAUUAUGUUUCAUUAUUUUUUGGCCAGCUUUCCUUUUAUGUUAUUUUUCUUUUAUAUAUCGUAUGUUUUUAAUAUUUAUUAUUUGUUUUUCUACUUAUAGCUACUUAUAAUUAUAUUUUAUUACAAUAUUUGUAUAUCUGUAAAUAUACAAAUGAGUCAUGUAAUCUUGUAAAGUAUUUGCAACUUGGAAAAAAUAUUUUGGGCAACAAUUUUACUGUAAUACUUUUACACACAUAGAUUAACAAAUUGAUUUAAAUGUAAACAGUUAUUUAAAUUAAUUAAAAAAGAAAAAACAAUUAUACAAAUUGUUUAUUGUACAUUGUUGUGUAUCUAUACACAAAAAUACAAUUACCGAAAUUUUAAUUUAUUAUAAAAUUAUUAAUCAUCAAUUCUAUAAAUGAUGUAUCUCGUUUGAACAUACAUGACUCAAAGUUGUAUAUAAUAAAUUGUUUUCUCAUGACUCGAAAAAAAUUUUCAACAUUUUUGCCACAAUAUUGUAUUUUAUUUACAUAUACAUUUCAAUGAAAACAUUAACAUAUGCGAUCAACUGGCAUGUUUAUAAAGUAUACAUAUAUGAUUUUAGUUUAAUAAUUUUAUAUUUGUUUCUUUUACUUAGAUAUGGGCGCAAAGCUUAUAAUCAUUUUAUGUUAAGAUACAUUUAAAGGAUUUUCAAAUAUUUCGCUUUUUUAUAUUUUACUUGAAUACACGAAUAAACUUUCAUAUGCAAUAUGCUCAUAUAUUAGCAUUCUAUGCUAAUAGAUCAGUGUGAUAAUAUUUUCAUUGAGUAACUGAAUUAAAACAAAUUUGUAGAUUACUAUAUAUAUUUAUGUAGGUGGGACUGCACUAAAAUUGUAUUGGUACAAGGGAUAAUUUUGUUUUGUCAUUUCUUGUUUAGAAUAAUAUACUAUGUAUGUAUAUCUUUUAAUUGUGAACAGUGAAUUUGACUUUAUUUGAAUAAAUCAUUUUUGAUGAACAAGAUUAUAUCGAUAAUACUCGAUCUCGAUAAAUGUAAUAAAUAAAUUUAUGGAGAUCUUACAUUUCUCCAAUGAAAAGUUUGUUAUGCAAAUGAAAAGUUGAUUAUACAGGACAUUUAAGAUCUAGAACAUAUUUGAAACAAGAAAUUAUUUAUUUCCUUUUUUUUAUAUUUUUGAAUAUUCGAUGAUAAAUUGGAUGGUCAAUACGGAUGUAAUAUAUCUUGAUUACAUAAAUUUCAGUCCACAUUUAAACUACAUUUUUUAUAUAUCAAAUCUCAAAAAUUAAAUUAACAAAACUUUAUAACUCCAUAAAUAUUAUUGUACUUCUUAAACGGAAUUGUAUUUUUUAUCCCUAUAUUUUUCCAUACAUCUUCGACAUAUCUAAUAAACAUAACAUUUAAAAAAAAAAUAGAAUACUUUGAAGAAAAAAAAUGUUACAUAAUCUCCUUUAAUAUUUUUAUAAACAAAAGAAAAAUGUUAUAUUUUUUUAAAUUUUUAUAAUGAAACAACUAAGAUUAACAUUUACACACAAAUCUAUUUGAAUAAAUUAUUCAUACAUAAAAUAAAGAACUUUAUUGCAACUAUUUAAAUGAUUAUACACACACACACACACACACAUAUAUAUAUAUGUAUAUGUAUAUAUAUAUCAAAAUAUUAAUAUUUUACCUG
This is a messenger RNA of Cataglyphis hispanica, 3209 nucleotides long. RefSeq lists its product as uncharacterized. Lineage: Eukaryota; Metazoa; Arthropoda; Insecta; Hymenoptera; Formicidae. The record is from RefSeq and is a predicted model, not a curated record. The transcript is spliced from 5 exons. Bases 1 to 1530 code for a protein of 509 amino acids.